GUGAGCUGCCGGGACUGAGUGCAACGGGGGAGCCCAGGAUGGCGAGACAGAGCCGAGACCUCCUCCUACUGCUGCUUCUCUCCUGCCUUGUGUGCUGGGCACGGGCAGCCAGGCAAGAGGUGCACGUGAUCGACCUCCUGACGGUCAGCGAGUCCCGGCACAUGUCCGGCGUGGUGGAAAAGAUCCGCUCGGAGCUGCUGGCGGUCAAUGACCUUUACUUCCUGUCCACCUUCCGGCUGCCCCCCAAGGCAGGAGGGGUCCUGUUUGGCCUCUACUCCAAAAAGGAUAACACCAAAUGGUUGGAGGCCUCCAUAGUGGGCAAGAUCAACAAAGUGCUAGUGCGUUACAUGAGGGAAGACUCCAAGCUUCAUGCCGUCAGUCUACAGAAUGCCAACCUGUCAGAUGGGAAUAUGCACACAAUGAUCCUCCGCGUGAGCGGCUUCCGGGGGGACACUCUCUCUCUGGAAUUGUACGUAGACUGCAAGCAGGUGGACACCAGCCUGGGGCUUCCAGAAAUGAUGAUCAUUCCCCAGUUUGAGGUGGAGUCUGGGGAUAUCCGCUCUGGACACAAAGCCUACCUAAGGAUGCAGGGAUCUGUAGAGUCCAUGAAACUGAUCCUCGGUGGGUCCCUGAGUCGCGUGGGGGCUCUAAGUGAGUGCCCUUUCCAGGAAGAUGAGUCCAUUCACAACACAGUCAACGGAGUGGUCAAUUCUAUCCUUGGUGAGCACACCAAAGCUUUGAUCGCCCAAAUGACUCUCUUCAAUAAAGUGUUAGCGGAGCUGAGAGAGGACAUACGAGACCAGGUCAAAGAGAUGUCGCUGAUCAGGAACACCAUCAUGGAAUGCCAAGUGUGCGGGUUUCAUGAGCACCGCUCCCGCUGUAACCCCAACCCCUGCUUUCAAGGAGUCGACUGUAUGGAAACGUAUGAGUAUCCGGGGUUCCGCUGUGGCCCCUGCCCGCCGGGAUCCCAAGGCAAUGGCACCCACUGUGCCGAUAUAGAUGAGUGCUCCCACGCCAACCCUUGUUUCUCUGGCUCCAAAUGCAUCAACACGUCACCGGGCUUCCGCUGCGAGCAUUGCCCACGGGGGUACAAGGGCAACACCGUGUCUGGGGUGGGAGUGGACUACGCCAAAGCCAGUAAACAGGUUUGCAAAGACAUUGACGAAUGUAACGAUGGAAACAACGGAGGGUGCGACGCCAACUCCAUCUGCACCAACACUGUGGGAUCAUUCAGAUGUGGCCCCUGCAAGCCCGGCUUUGUGGGUAACCAGACGGUAGGGUGUGCCCCCAAGAAAUCCUGCGCCAGCCCAGCCUUCAACCCGUGCCACCUGAAUGGGCAUUGUGUGUUUGAGAGGAGCGGAGACAUCACGUGCGCAUGUAAUGUCGGCUGGGCAGGGAAUGGCUACACGUGUGGCCGAGACACUGACCUGGAUGGCUACCCAGAUGAGCCAAUGCCUUGUAUAGACAACAAUAAGCAUUGCAGGCAGGAUAACUGCCGCCUGACGCCCAACUCUGGGCAGGAAGAUGCCGACAACGAUGGAAUUGGGGACCAGUGCGAUGAAGAUGCCGAUGGGGACGGGAUCAAGAAUGUUGAGGACAACUGCCGCCUGGUGCCCAACAAGGACCAGCAGAACUCGGACACCGACUCGUUUGGAGACGCCUGUGACAAUUGCCCCAAUGUGCCCAAUAACGACCAGAGGGACACGGACGCCAACGGGGAGGGAGACGCCUGUGACAAUGACAUUGAUGGCGACGGGAUCCCCAACAUGCUCGACAACUGCCCCAAAGUGCCCAACCCCCUGCAGACUGACCGAGACCUUGAUGGGGUGGGGGAUGCCUGUGACAGCUGCCCCGAGGCCAGUAACCCCACCCAGGCAGAUGCUGACAGCGACUUGGUUGGGGACAUGUGUGAUACCAAUCAGGACAGGGAUGGAGAUGGCCACCAGGACACCAAAGACAACUGCCCCGAUAUCCCCAACAGCUCCCAGUUAGACUCGGACAACGAUGGGAAAGGAGACGAGUGCGACCAAGACGAUGAUAAUGAUGGAAUCCCUGAUUACAUGCCACCAGGGCCAGACAAUUGCCGGCUGAUGCAUAACCCCAACCAGAAGGACUCGGAUGGGGACGGGGUUGGAGAUGUGUGUGAGGAAGACUUUGAUAACGACACCGUCAUCGACCCCCUGGACGUCUGUCCUGAAAGUGCAGAAGUCACUCUCACCGACUUCAGAGCCUAUCAGACCGUUAUCUUGGACCCUGAGGGCGACGCCCAGAUAGACCCUAAUUGGGUUGUGUUGAAUCAGGGAAUGGAGAUUGUGCAGACAAUGAACAGUGACCCUGGCUUGGCAGUUGGUUAUACGGCUUUCAACGGGGUGGACUUUGAGGGCACAUUCCACGUAAAUACGGUGACCGACGAUGACUAUGCCGGCUUUAUCUUCAGCUACCAGGACAGUUCCAGCUUCUACGUGGUCAUGUGGAAACAGACAGAGCAGACCUACUGGCAGGCAACCCCCUUCCGAGCUGUGGCAGAGCCGGGACUGCAGCUAAAGGCUGUGAAAUCCACAACGGGCCCCGGUGAGCAGCUUCGCAAUGCCCUGUGGAACACCGGUCACACCCAAGACCAGGUCCGUUUGCUGUGGAAGGACCCUCGUAACGUUGGCUGGAAGGACAAGACUUCUUAUCGUUGGCAGCUCAUGCAUCGCCCCCAAGUGGGCUACAUCAGGGUAAAGCUUUAUGAAGGAGUUGACCUGGUGGCUGAUUCCGGAGUAAUUAUAGACACAAAUAUGCGAGGGGGACGAUUGGGGGUCUUCUGCUUCUCCCAGGAGAACAUCAUUUGGUCCAACUUACAGUACCGGUGUAAUGACACAAUUCCAGAAGACUUUGAACCGUACCGACGGGGUCUACAGGAAGGGAAGGAUUAAGGAACGUACAGGAUGACCCCUUGCCCCAAAUUUAGACCAAUAUUCUCAUCAACAAACUGCUCGUAUCUGACCCUGCCCACCCCAAAGAGAUCAGCGGACACCCAACAGACGCCAUCUUAGGAGCUGCUGGGCCGGUACCAAGCCCAGUGAAGCCCAUCCCAGUGGCGGUUCUAGUAGCCAAUGUAAGAGGCUGUAUGGUUGGCUGGGGUGGGUUAUUGGUCCAUGUCCUGAUAAGCUGGAAAGUUCUUACACAAGGAGAACAUCACUUGCCCAUCGGGCUGGAAUUAUUUAAAUGGUGCCAAGAAUUGUACUUACCUGUGGCUUGUGGCGCGGGGGGUCUCGACUGGAGUUGCACAAGGUCUUCUGGUGUCAGCCUGUAAGUAGCCCCCAAAGUAUCUACCAACCUGAAGAUCUACUCGCCGUCGCGCCACCCUUCCCCUCGAUGGGGCUUCUUGUGGAUUGUUCCGUCCUUUAUAAAAAUCCAAAGGUUUUUGUACUGCCUGA
This is a messenger RNA of Xenopus tropicalis (tropical clawed frog), 3422 nucleotides long. RefSeq names its product thrombospondin 3 (gene thbs3). The transcript has 23 exons. Gene Ontology annotation, cellular component: sarcoplasmic reticulum; thrombospondin complex; extracellular region. The record is from RefSeq and is marked provisional. Bases 39 to 2918 code for a protein of 959 amino acids. Gene Ontology annotation, biological process: cell adhesion. NCBI's taxonomy places the organism in Eukaryota, Metazoa, Chordata, Amphibia, Anura, Pipidae. Gene Ontology annotation, molecular function: calcium ion binding; heparin binding.